AUGACAUAGACAUUUUCUUGCAGGUUUUGUAAAUUGUAUUAUCUAAAUUAAUUUUGUAGUUUUGCCUACAUUUUGGAUUUUUACAGAUGAAUUAACUAUGUCUACUUCAGUGAAAUCCAUAAAAGAUAAGCCUCAUGCAGCGUCACGUAUCAUGCCCAGACAAACGGUUGCGUCAGCCGCGCGAGCAGCUCGCAAUGCUACCAAUAGAAAUCUUGCUCUGCCGAAUUCCCAACGGCUCUCUCCAGCCAGGGCCCCGCCAUCUCCCGCUGCGUCUAAGAUAAAAACCGAUAUUCAACGCAGUGGUAAAUCAGAAACAAAAACCGAAAUUCAGGUAAAUAAAGCCCGUGAACCAGAAGCUGUAGCGGAAUCGGACAUUUUUUUUCUGCAUAAUAAGGAACCAGUUUCAGAAGUAGUAGAAGGACAGAUUGAAGAAGUUGCAUUGCAAGAUAAUAUCAAAGAAAUUACAACAGAAGACGUUCAAAAUAACCUUGACAGAAGUGAUAUUGAUAUCCUGAGAAGCAUUGAUGAAAAUUACAACAGCUCCAUUACGUUAGAUCCUGAAAAGCUCCUGCUUACAAGUGAAAGCGAAGAAAUAUCGCGUCCUCAAACGCCUGUACCAAGUCUUCCUCAAACGCCAUAUACCGUAUCGAGCCGUCCGCAAACUCCUCGUCUACCAAGCCGACCAACCACGCCCGCUCCGUCAGCACAACGGAACAACACUCCAUACAGCCGCCCCAAUACCCCACAAAAGGCUACACCAAUGCGACCGAAAACACCAUCAAAGCUUGCACCAGCCCGACCGACGACUCCGAUAGCGUACAGUCUGUCGAAAUUACCCGCCAAAGAGGAUGAUAUCAAGGCUACAUAUGCUGCGAAACAAAAGCAAUUUCAUCGCAUGAAGAAAGAACUGGAUUUAAAACAACAAGCCCUAUUAGAACUGUUUGACAUCUUGCGAAGUUUACGUGAGCGUAUGAUAAAUGAGGGUAUAUCUGCUGGUGGAGAAGGAGUGUCUAAAUUGGUAUUGUUCAAUGUCGCUGAUUGGACGGCUGAUGAAAUAACCCAGCUCUGUCGAAGUGCUGCUAAUCCUUCAAUUACUGAUGGCGCCGUUGAACUGUUCAAUACAAGUGUUUCGAUAGAUGAAGAAACGUUAGCCGAUGUUGAAAGUAAAGCUGUCAAUAUACCAGCUUGUUUUGCGGAUUUGUGUUUGAAAGCAUUUACGGCGCGACAGGAAUUGAUUGACUGGAUGAAAGAAUACUUAGAGAAAGAGCAAGAAGUUGACAACAAUGCUUUGGACAGAAUUGCUCUAUACAAUAAUCAGGGGCUACAAAUGUGCGAAGCACUUCGUGAUUUAAAAUCUCGUGCUGACGAAGCAGUGAACACCAUCACAGUACUUUCAAAACGUGCAUGUCGAGAAAGGGCUACUCUAUUAUCUGUUGGUGAAUCUUUAGUAAGAGAAGUAGCGCGCCUACGACAGGAUUUGGAAGAACGAACCGCAUCCAGAAGUGACGAGACACGUAAUGACACCGAAACGGCAAAAAUUUUGGAGGAAACACGUAAAGAACUAGAGGAUGAGCGGGCUGCGAAAGGAUUGAUAAAAGAGAAGCUCGCUACGACUGAAUCCCAAUUGCGACAGACACGUUUGAGAGUUUCUAAAAUGGAUCGGCAGUUGCGUGAAGCUGAAGCAAGCAUUGCCAGCCUUACUGGCACCGUUAAAAGUCUAGAAGAUCAGAGCCGCCAACGAGAAGUACAACUCGAGGCAAGAGCAAGAAAGUUAAAGGAAUCACUAAAGACAGGUGAAGUGGCGAGCAAUCAUUUGGCACAGCAACGAGACGCUCUUCAGGCCGAGGUCGCUGAUUUAACAGAGCAAAUCAAGAACAUGACAUCUCAGCAUAAAUCAGCUAUACAAGAUCUUAAUAAUAAAUUAAAAGAUAUAAAUCUCACAUUAGAAGCGGAGCGGGAAUCUUCUCAAAGAGAAGCAGAACUUAACAGCGAGCUUAGAAACUCACUAGCAGAAAGUCAAAAUACCAUAGAAGAACUUAAAGCAAAAAUAACUGAACUUGAAAAUAGUAGACCAAAUCCUGAUUUUCCAACGGAGAGAGAAAUGGAUUUGUGGGCGGAACUACAGGCGACCAAAGACACGUUACGCAUUGCUGAAGAAGAAGUAACAGCAUCUAAAAAAGAAAAAGUUCGCUUCCUGGAAACGUUUACUAAAAUGAAUGAACCGGAGAACAAAAUGGGUCUUCAACAGAAACUGGCUGCUGAAUUACUGGGAAAAGAAGAGAUAAUUAGCAAAAUGCAAACACAGCUUCGAGAUCUAACCAAAAAUAUUAAACUUAAUGAACAAAAAGUAAUACAAUACGAACAAUACGUACGAGAUUUGCAAGCUCACAAUCGUGCCAUUGCGAACUGUCAAGAGACACCCAAUGGUAUCAGUUAUCAAGAUUUACAACAAGAGAUAAUGAGUUUGAAGAUGGGUCUUCUUGACGCAGUUCACCGCAAUGAGGAAUUAUCAGAAAUGUUGGCACAAAAAGAGCAGCAACUCGAACAACAGGACAAAACAUCUCGUGCACAGGCAAGAGUCAUCAAGGUAUCACAGAUCCGAGAAGAAUUAAUCAACAUGCUGAAGAACAAGGAAACGGAGCAGAGUCGUGAGCUUGCCGCUUUACAACAAGAUUUGGAGCAUCGAAUGAAAAUUGUAGACGAUGUGAACAAGCAGAUCGCAGCCAAGGCUGACGAGAUUCAAGAGCUGUUCUCGACUCUAGAAACAAAACAGCAACAGAUCCAUCGGCUGGAGAAGAUCGUGCUGGCUCUUGAAGAACAGCAGCGGCGGGCUCAGGCGCAGCGGACCCGGCACGAGGAAAAGAUUGCUGCGCUGGAGCAUGAGCUUGCCGCAGGGGGCAAUAGGAAAGACAAGAGGUUCGUCUUCUUUUGAAAUGAGAUGAAAAAGUUUUUCAAAAAUAAACAAUCCUUGAAAAUUUGUGUUACUGUCUUUGUA
Molecule: messenger RNA, 2995 nt
Organism: Colias croceus (clouded yellow)
Lineage: Eukaryota; Metazoa; Arthropoda; Insecta; Lepidoptera; Pieridae
Product: myosin-9-like
Exons: 21
Coding region: 98-2932 (944 amino acids)
Source: RefSeq, a predicted model, not a curated record